AUGGGGGAGGGUGGUUAUCGUCAAAUCAACAAAAGCCUCAACAUUUGUGCUUUUGAGGACUAUCUAACGACUCAACAAGCGCGAUUACCCAAAAUACCUGAUGUGGAACAAGUCAGCCCUCGUGUGCUCCGUAUACUUGGUCAAAACCCAGGAAAGUUUACUCUCCAAGGAACCAACACUUGGAUCGUCGGAACCGGGUCCAAGCGAUUGAUUAUUGAUACCGGCCAAGGUAUCCCUGAGUGGGCGGACCUCAUCUCGUCGACCUUGAAAGACCAGUCCUUCUCGCUAUCUCAUGUCUUGCUCACCCACUGGCAUGGUGACCAUACUCUUGGAGUCCCCCAGCUCUUGCGCCUCUACCCAGAUUUAUCCCAAUCCAUCUAUAAGAACGAUCCCGGAAAUGGUCAGGAGCCGAUCUUCCCAGGCCAAGUCUUCAAGGUGGAAGGAGCAACAGUCCGCGCCGUCCACGCCCCUGGCCACUCAGAAGAUCAUAUGUGUUUUGUUCUGGAAGAAGAGAAUGCCAUGUUUACUGGUGAUAACAUACUCGGAAAUGGGAGCAGUGCGGUCGAGGACUUGAGCACCUACAUGGAAACUCUGAAAAGGAUGCAGUCACAACAGUGCGCUAUUGGAUAUCCAGCCCAUGGCGUUGUGAUUAAGGACCUCGUGGCCAAGAUAUCCGGAGAGCUUGCUCUGAAGCUGAAACGAGAGACGCAAGUCGUACAAGCGUUGCAGGAUCCAAAGCCCCGAAGCCAGCCCCUCGGACGGGGACCAGUGAGUAUGACCGUAAAGGAGCUCGUCACAGCAAUCCAUGGGGAGCAUCUAGAUGAGGAAGUCAAAGCCAUGGCACUGGAGCCGUUUAUUGAGGAGGUUCUGCGCAAGUUAACGGAUGACAGCAGAGUGGCAUUCCAGUUCCUCGAUGGGCAGAAGCGAUGGUUUUCCAUAGAAUAA
Messenger RNA from Truncatella angustata, 945 nucleotides. RefSeq names its product putative metallo-beta-lactamase domain protein. The transcript has 2 exons. Lineage: Eukaryota; Fungi; Ascomycota; Sordariomycetes; Amphisphaeriales; Sporocadaceae. Gene Ontology annotation, biological process: secondary metabolite biosynthetic process. The coding region runs from base 1 to 945 and encodes 314 amino acids. The record is from RefSeq and is a predicted model, not a curated record.